Messenger RNA from Blastomyces dermatitidis ER-3, 1647 nucleotides. RefSeq lists its product as uncharacterized. Gene Ontology annotation, biological process: transmembrane transport. Bases 1 to 1647 code for a protein of 548 amino acids. Lineage: Eukaryota; Fungi; Ascomycota; Eurotiomycetes; Onygenales; Ajellomycetaceae. The transcript has 4 exons. The record is from RefSeq and is a predicted model, not a curated record. Gene Ontology annotation, cellular component: fungal-type vacuole. Gene Ontology annotation, molecular function: transmembrane transporter activity.
AUGAUAGAGUUUGCUACGAUUGAAGGGGUGAAGAUGGUCCCUGGAACCGUACGCAUUGUCGACUUGGAAGGUACAAUGAAUGUAAAACAUCAGGAGGGAGGGAAAAACGACAUUGUCCUUGUACCUCAGCCAUCGAACGACCCAAACGACCCCCUCAACUGGACUAAAUUCCGCAAGGAGUAUCAUUUCUGGCUCCUGUGGAUCUGGGGGUUUAUAGCUGCAGUCUGCGUCAAUUGGGUUGGGCCAGUCUGGACACAAUUCACCAUCGAUCUGAAAACUACUUUUUUCGACUUGAGCAUUGGGUCAAGCUUUUGUUUCCUGUUCCUGGGACUAGGCUGCGUCUGCUUGCAGCCCAUUGCCAUGAAGAUUGGUAGACGACCUGUGUAUAUGGUUGGCUCCUUUCUUAAUCUUGCAGGCUGCAUUUUGGGCAGAUACCAGACAACCGUUCAGAUGUAUUGGGGAGCAAACAUUCUCACGGGAUUUGGUGCUGCGCCCGUGGACUCUCUGGUACAAAUUUCGACGACCGAUAUUUUCUUUGCGCAUGAAAAAGGCACCAGACUGAGUUUGUACGUAUUCACGAUAUACGCAGGGUCAUACCUUGGCCCUGUUGCGGCUGGACACAUCGCCGACUCUCAGGAGUGGCGUUGGUGUUACCAAUACCUCAUCAUUUUCUUCGCUGUCCUUCUGGUCAUCCAGCUAUUCACAAUGGAAGAAUCUACAUUCCGCAGGCCUCCUACGUCCUCUGAGAUUUCCGGAGACACAGCUGCGAUGUCUCAUCAUGCAAAUCAAAAUUUAGAAGCUGUGAAAGUCGAGGCCUAUGUGUCACAUGACGUCGACUGUGACACUUCUGAGCAUUCAGCACCACCUCCGAAAACUUACUGGCAACGCAUGGGACUAUAUAACACUUCCUAUAGCGAUCCACGGCCAUUAUGGCUCGUUGCUCUUAGCCCGUUCACACUAGUAACGUACCCGGCAGUCAUGUGGGCGGGUUUCAUCUACGGCGUACAGAUUAUGUGGCUCUCGUUACUCAACGUGACGCAAUCUGACCUUUUCUCUAGGGACCCGUACAACUUCAGCAUGGCGAACGUUGGCAAUAUCAAUUUUUCCUCCUUCAUUGGUGGCAUAGCGGGAAUGAUUUGGGGCGGAUAUGUGUCCGAUUGGUGCAUCAUCUUCUUGUCUAGGCGCAACAAGGGCAUUUUAGAACCUGAGUUUAGGCUCUGGACGAUGCUUGUUCCCGCAGUCAUCAAUACUGCGGGGAUACUUAUGUAUGGCCUGGGGGUAUUAAAGGGUACGAUGUGGAUCCUCCCAGCAGGAUUCGGUAUGGUGUUUAUUGCCUUCGGAAUCGGAAGCGGCGGUGCAAUUGCAAUCACGUACGCGGUACACUGCUACCCGCGCAUCGCCUCUGAAAGCUUGGUGCUUAUGCUCUUUAUUCGAAAUAUUAUCGGUUGCGGGUUUACUUUUGCCAGCCAGCCAUGGAUUAACCAUCACGGCUUGCAAAACACCACCAUCAUCAUGGCAAUGAUAUGUCUAGUAGCCAAUCUGUCUUCUCUUCUAAUGAUUUGGAAGGGAAAGCGAUUGCGCGAGUGGACUGCAAAGCGCUAUAUCAGAGUGAUGCAACAGAAAGAUAAGGAGGCGUUGGCCAUCUAG